Molecule: messenger RNA, 1050 nt
Organism: Hydatigera taeniaeformis
Lineage: Eukaryota; Metazoa; Platyhelminthes; Cestoda; Cyclophyllidea; Taeniidae
Source: the annotation of a GenBank genome assembly
AACAUUGGCACAAGGCUGGGAGGAGCUGAGUAUCUUCUGUUGCUCUUUUCGUCAAUUUUUUCCCCAUCCACCUGCGAGCGGUCUUUACGUGGGUCUGCCUCGGUCAGCAGUUCCGGAGGAAAGCAGCUGACCAGCUGCAGCUGCAGCCCAUUGAUACAGGUCGUAAAAAGGGGAAAACACGCCACUGGAUCACCACCAGCACUACCAUCAAGAGCAGCGUUGGUGUCAAGGGGCGGCUGACAUCUAGGGGGUAGGGGUGGGGGUGAGGCAGAGGUGUCCCUGUGUGGAACUGGGGGUGCCUCGGGUCUGCGUAAAAGUUUCCCACCACCAUUUUCAGAGAUCUGUUUGGAGGUGUUUUCUUCCCCUCCUACAGUUUCCAGAUCGUCCUUUCUAGAAGGUCGAAGGAUGGAAAGAGUGGACCUCACAUGUUCUGUCUCCUCCUCGUCCAGUGCACCUUGUUCACCCUCUUCUUCGACUACCUCAACCUCGCCAUCAUCGUCGUCAGCAUCCUCGUCCUCCGCAUCGGGAUCCUUUAACAGGACCUCCUCAUCUUCCUCGUUGUCCACGUCAACAUCUGCGGUGUUCGCCAGAUCCUCUGCCUCUACUUCCACUUCACCUUCCACCUCAUCUGAAGGGAUCUUUUCAAACACUGUCUGGCGUCUAUUGUCUGCAUCAUCUCGGAAGCUGGAGCCCCUGUGACGACGACGGCGUUGGGGAGGUGACGAAUUCUCGUCAGAGUGGGAAUGGGAGGAAGAAACUGAGGAGUCGGAGUGUGUAGAGGCAGUAGAGGGUGAGGAAGGUGGGGUAGAAGUGAUAGUAGGAACCCCACCGAUGCCACUUUUACCAUUGGUAACCUUAGCUGGGAGGGGAGUUCGUGAGCCCAUGUCUGUGAGUUGAGCUGCAAGACGAUCCAAUUCCUCAGGCUUGCCACUGGCUGGUUGGCCAGUGGGCGUCUUCUGUUGUUGCGGCUGCGAUUGGCUGAGAGCUGGUGCUGGUGGAGGUGGUGGUGGAGUGCCCGGUAUGUUCCGUGAGAGAUCCAGAAUGGGCUGA